AUGGUUGACUCGUUUUUUGUCAAUCCGGCCAAGAGGGCCAAAAAGAGAAGGUCCACAAGAGAGAGCUCGUUAGCGCCGACGAAGAAAGCCAGCCGGAGCGCUGAAGCCGACGAGGAGAUCACGAGCGACAGCGAUUUGAGCGAAAUUAGCCAGGACGAAGACGAGAGCUUCAGCUCGGAAUCAGACCACGAAACUGCAGCAGACAAACGCAGAAAGCUGGCCAAAGAGUACUUGGAUAAUUUGCAAACCGAACUUCAGGAUGAGCAUGCAUUUGAUGCCCAAGAUCUGGACAGAGAGAUUAUUUCGCGACGACUCAAGCAAGACGUUGCCGAGAACCAGGGCCGGUUGUUUCGGUUUUUGGACAAUUCAGCCGUUUCCCGAGCAUUCAAGAGCCGCACCAAGGCAAAAUAUCUUACUUCCGUGGCCGCGUGCUGGCCCUAUGCGUUCUCGGUGUCUAAAAGUGCAGAGCUGCAACGCUGGCGGCUUUCCCUGGACCAGCCCCCGGUGCUCGAGGACACGGUUAAAGCGAGCAAUCAUAAAAAGAAAGGAAACGAAAAGUAUCUUGGCCACACUGGCGAGAUCCUGUGCAUCGCCGUCUCGCCUAAUGGCCAUCAUGUUGUUACGGGCGGACGAGACCACCGCAUUGUCGUGUGGAGCUCGCGCACGUUAAUGCCCAUCAAAGUCUUUGAUACCCGUGACCGCCACGGUACAGUGCUGAACAUGGUUUUUCGUCGAGGAAGCACCCAGCUGUAUGUUGCAUGUGCCGACCUCCGGGUGCGUACCUAUGAUUUGGAGCAAAUGGCCCAGGUCGAGAUCUUGUACGGCCACCAGGACGAAGUUGUGGACAUUGCGGCCCUGGCCGAAGAGAGAUGCAUAAGCGUGGGGUCGCGAGACCGGUCUGCGAUCGUGUGGAAAAUCCCCGAAGAGUCCAGACUGACGUUUAGGGGCGGAGACCAGAGCCGGGCCCGCGAGCUGGACGUUCUCGAAGGCAGCAUCGAUGUGUGCAGCAUGCUGGACAACCAGCUGUUUGUCACCGGCAGCGACAACGGCAACAUUUCGCUGUGGUCGCUGGCCAAGAAGAAACCGCUGCAUAUUUAUCGCCAUGGCCACGGCCACGACCCGCAGCUGACCGCCGCCCAGGCAUCUGGCGAGGCCAAUGCCUCAGAUGUGGAGAUCCCGCCCGCCAACCCCCGCUACAUCACAGCACUGGCUGCUAUUCCCUACAGCAAUGUAUUUUUCACGGGGUCGUGGGACGGCACCGUCAAGAUGUGGAAACUAAGCGAGGACCAGCGACACAUUGAGUUUGUGCGCGAAAUCGCCGUCGGCGCUGGCGUCGUGGUGCGAUUGUCUGUGGCCGAGCAGGACGCUAAACCCAACCGAUUUGUGCUGGUGGCUGCGCUGUCCCGCGAGCAUCGUCUCGGCCGGUGGCUCACGCGGCCCGGACACGAUGCGGUGGUUUCGUUCAGCGUGUAG
Wickerhamiella sorbophila is the source of this 1473-nucleotide messenger RNA. Its product is annotated as Ribosomal RNA-processing protein 9. Gene Ontology annotation, cellular component: small-subunit processome. The transcript has a single exon. The record is from RefSeq and is a predicted model, not a curated record. Bases 1 to 1473 code for a protein of 490 amino acids. NCBI's taxonomy places the organism in Eukaryota, Fungi, Ascomycota, Dipodascomycetes, Dipodascales, Trichomonascaceae. Gene Ontology annotation, molecular function: snoRNA binding; protein binding.